AUGUCUACAAUUCUGCGGACUUUGCGCAACCUGCGCAGAGCAGGUAUCAAGGAUGCUCUUCAUCAAAUGCACUACCAAGGUGAUACCAAGGCCGGAACCUUCAUCGCAAAGGAUCGAUAUGGCAACAAGUAUUUUGAGAACCUCGAGGAUGAAUUACCACUACGCACAAGAUGGGUAGACUACAAGGACGACGAGUUCAGCCCAUGUCAAAUCGAGCCCGGAUGGCACGCAUGGAUCUCAUACAUGGUAGAUAAGCCACCGACCGAAGAUCUUCUCUUGCAGCAAAAACAACCCUGGCAGUUACCGGAUCAUAGACCAACUUUCACUAUGAGCCGUGCUGCUUUCAAGACUUAUUCUACUGUCAAACCAAAGAUUACUGCCUGGACCCCUCAGACUGUCGAAAGAGCGUGA
Molecule: messenger RNA, 411 nt
Organism: Botrytis byssoidea
Lineage: Eukaryota; Fungi; Ascomycota; Leotiomycetes; Helotiales; Sclerotiniaceae
Exons: 7
Coding region: 1-411 (136 amino acids)
Biological process (GO): mitochondrial respiratory chain complex I assembly; response to oxidative stress
Cellular component (GO): membrane
Source: RefSeq, a predicted model, not a curated record